AUGGGUGACCGGAGUGGUGGCGCAGGCGGCGGCGGUGACUGGAUCACAUAUCCGUCACUCACCGCGACCAACUACACUAGUUGGAGCAUUCGCAUCCAGGCGAUCAUGGAGGACCAGGGGGUGUGGGAGAUCAUGGAGCCGUCGGGGGAGUCGUUAGAGCAGGGUGCGACGGCGGCAGCGGCGGUGAAGGCGAAGGACAAGAAGGCUCGGGCGCACUUGCUUCAGUGCUUGCCUGAUGAUCUCUUGAUGCCAGUCGCGGCGAAUAAGACCGGGAAGGAGGUCUGGGACUCGUUGAAGGCAAGAUUCGUCGACGAGGAGUGUGUCAGGGAGGCGUGGUUGCUUUCACUGAAGAGUGAAUUCGAUGCCAUGAGGAUGGAGUCGACCCGUUCAGUACGCCGGGCGGUUGACGGGGAUGUCAGUCCGUUCUAUGACCUCAAGAAUCUGGCAUUCGAGGAGGCGGUUGGCCAGCUGAAGGCGUAUGAAGAGCGCACCAGGCGGGGAGCGGGUGCCGCGGUGAAGUCUGACACCGGUCAAGUGUUGUUGACGCAGGCCGAGUGGGAGGCUCGGCAGAAGCGGGCAGCUAGGGAAGCGUCCGGGAAGAGCCGAUCGCAGGAGAGCGGCGGUGGUAGUCGUGGUCAUGGGCGAGGUCACGGUGGCAGCAGUGGUGGUCGCGGUGGACAAGGCGACAUGGCAAAGGAUGGUGCUGGCAAACGUGACAAGUGUCACAUCAAGUUUUUCAAGUGCCACAAAUACGGACACUAUGCAAAUAGGUGUCCGGGAGAGGAGAAGAAGGAGGAAGCUCAUCAUGCCAGCGUGGUGGAGUAUGAGUCCACGGUGUUGCUCUCAGAAACGGAUUUGCUGGGGAUGCUUGAGCACCCAUCUUCAGAUAGCCUGUUGUCGGACGGCUUCACUAAAGAUGUUAGUGGAGAAGGAGAUGGCAGGGGGAUACCUCUGAUAGAACACCCUGAUCAGGUUUCCAGGUGGAGAGCAGAUGAACCACUUGAAUUGUUACACAUUGAUUUGUGUGGGCCUAUUACUCCAGAGACUGCAGGAGGCAUUUUAGUCCUGAAAACAAAGGACCAAGCUAGUGAUGCAUUUGCUAAGUUCAAGGCAGAAGCAGAAAAUAGCUUGGGUCACAAGGUGAAGUGUGUGAGAUCAGAUAGAGGAGGUGAAUUCUUGGUAGUUGCUUUCAAGGAUAUCUAUGAGCAAGCAGAGUUUGUGAUUGAUGAGACUGUGGGAGUAACAGCUCAGCAGUGGGAUGGUGGUGUAGCUGGUGGAAAUAACCAGGAUGACCAUAUACAUGAUGAUUCAGGGGGAGCAUCUAGAGGAGUGCAAGAUACAGGUGAUGUAGAGAAUUCAGUUCAGCAUGGGACUAGAGCAUUGUCUGACACAGUUCAUAGUCUGGCAACAGAUGCAAAAAAUUCUGUGAAUCAUGGAGCAGGCUUAGAUCAAGGGGAUGUGGAUGACAACAUGGAUGUUGAUCAUGAUGAUGGACCAAUGAGGUUCAGGAGGCUAAAUGAUGUGUAUCAAGACUCUGUGGAAGUGGAUUUAGCUUCAGACAUAGAAGUUGAGACAAAUGCUUUGUUAGCAGUGAUGGAACAGCCAACAUGCUAUCAAGAGGCAGCUAGAAAUGAUAACUGGAUGGCAGUUAUGGACAGCUAUGCCAAGGUGAAACUGGUGGAGAUGAGGCACCUUCUCGGUGUCCGUGACCUUGAGGAGCAUCAAGCUUAA
Messenger RNA from Miscanthus lutarioriparius, 1731 nucleotides. Lineage: Eukaryota; Viridiplantae; Streptophyta; Magnoliopsida; Poales; Poaceae. The record is from the annotation of a GenBank genome assembly.